Messenger RNA from Schistosoma margrebowiei, 2144 nucleotides. Lineage: Eukaryota; Metazoa; Platyhelminthes; Trematoda; Strigeidida; Schistosomatidae. The record is from the annotation of a GenBank genome assembly.
AUGAAAUUGUUAUUUUAUUUAUUGAUCAUUAUUCAAUGUAUCUAUGCAAUACAAAAUAAUAAUCAAAAUAAAGAAAAAUUUAACAAAAAUAUUAAUUAUCUAUUACAAUCUAAUAAUGAAAAAAUAUUAAAAAAACAAAAUAAUCCAUAUCAAAAAAUUAAUCAUAAUUCUGAAAGAUUAAAAAGAAAUUUCUUAAUUGAUAUACAUUCAUAUAAUACAUUGUGUCAAUCUGGUUCACAAUCAUUUCAAUGUACUCCACCAUUUAAAGAUAUAUCACGUGGAGUAUCUGUUUAUGCAACUUCUACAUGUGGAGAAAAACAACCACAACAUUUAUGUCGAUCAAAUACAAAUUGUCAAUUAUGUAGUAUGAAUUCUACUGAAUGGAAAUUUUCAUCAGAAUAUUUAACGGAUCGUCAUGAUAUUGAAAAUCAAACAUGUUGGGCAUCAGGAUAUAUUCGACCAGGUGAAAUUGUUAAUCUUACUAUAUCUUUGGGAAAACGUUUUGAAGUAUAUUAUAUAUCUUUACAACCAUGUAGUUUAGGUAGUAUACCAGAUUCAAUAGCAAUUUAUAAAUCAUCUGAUUUUGGUCGUACAUGGCGUCCUUGGCAUUAUUUUUCAACGGAUUGUUAUCGAGCUUUUGGAUUACCUACAUCAAAUGAACAUAAUAGUCAUAUAACAUCUGCUAAUUUACAAGAGGUAUUAUGUGUUGCUUUACAACCACGUGAAAGUUAUUACAAUCAUCAAGGUAGAAGAAUUCGUUCAAUGAACAGUUAUAUUUUCAAUAAACCAAAUAUUACUAGAAAUUUCGGAGGUAUAGGUGUGCCUUCAGAUUGGGUUAUUGCAUUUAGCACAACACUUGGUCGACCAGCAACACGUCCAUGGAGUCCAGCAUUGAUUGAUUGGAUGACUAUGACUGAUGUUCGUAUAAGCCUAAUGAGUUUUCAUCAGUCUAACGAACCAGAAUAUCGUAUUAAAAGAAAUGCAUAUCGAAGUCAUCUAUCUGAUCACUCUAAAUUAACACAGAAUUCACAAACUAUAAACAAACCACCCUUAUUUCAAUCAAAUUACUUUUAUGAUAAUUUUAAUAAGUAUCAAUUCAAACGAACACGAAAUUCAAGAGAUGGUCAAACCGUUACGGAAUUACCCCAAAAAGUAAUCAAUCAUACUAAUAAGAUAGAUAGCCAAACUGAUUUGAACAUCAAUGCAACUAUAAACCCUGAGAUUUUAACUGAAAUAGACUUUUAUGCAUUUGCUGAUAUAGCCAUUGGUGGACGUUGUAAAUGUAAUGGACAUGCAAGUGAAUGCAUAUUGGGAUCAAAUGGUAAACUAAUUUGUGCAUGUGAACAUCAUACAUCUGGUGAAGAUUGUGAAUAUUGUAAACCUGGUUAUAUGGAUAGACCAUGGGACAGAGCUACAACUCAAGAUGCAAAUGUCUGUAAAAAGUGUGACUGUAAUCUUCAUUCAAAUGAAUGCCGAUUUUCAAAUUCACUUUAUUUAUUAUCUAAUCGUGUAAGUGGUGGUGUUUGUGAAAAUUGUCAACAUAAUACAGUUGGUCGUAAUUGUCAUCAAUGUGCUGAAGGUUAUUAUCGAGAUUGGACUAAACCAAUCAGUCAUGAAAAUGUUUGUUUACCUUGUCGAUGUCAUCCAAUUGGAUCUAUUGUCCGUCAUGAUUGUGACAGAAGAAGUGGACAGUGUCGAUGUAAACAAGGUGUAGCUGGUUUAACCUGUGAUCGUUGUCAAGAUGGCUAUCAUCAAACGCGUUCUCCGCUUAAUCCUUGUACGAAAGAUUUCACAUCUCGAGCAGUAGCUUUAGCUCAUACACCAGUAUCCUCAAAUAUAUUCAGAUUUUUGUUUACUAUAGAAAAGUAAUAAGCCAUCUCGUGAACUGAAAGCUAAGUAUACUACAGAUUCUUGGUAACCAUAUCAGCUAACAAAUAUUAUAGUUAAUUAUCAAGAAAAACAAAUUGUUUCCCGUUCAUUUAUUCAAAGAUAUUAUUGGUUAACAAGUUCGUUUACAAUUAUGAUAUAAUUAUACCCUAUUUUUCAUAGGCUAUUAAAAGGAACCAGUUUACAGACCAAGUUGAUGUGAAACGGCUUUAUCAACAGCCCCUUAGUUAUUAACGUAACUGAGGGAAGCUUGACAA